AUGUGUAUUCGGCGAAAUUGUCGGCAAAAGCGAUCGUUCUUGUUCCGUGAAAGUUCAUGUCAAGAAGAGAUGGGACAACACGUUUCGAGAACAGACUUCGAAUGGACUUAUACCGAAGAACCACACGCUAGUCGUCGUAAAAUAAUAUUAGAGAAAUAUCCACAAAUAAAAAAAUUAUUUGGAUACGAUCCUCAAUUUAAAUGGAUAGUAACUGGAAUGGUUUUAGUACAAUUUUUAUCCUUAUUUAUUGUUAAAGAUUUAAGCUAUCCAAAACUUUUUUUAAUGGCAUAUUGUUUUGGAGGUAUCAUUAAUCAUUCGCUUAUGCUUGCAAUUCAUGAAAUAUCACAUAAUCUUGCCUUUGGACAUGCUAGACCUAUGGCCAAUAGACUGUUUGGAUUGUUUGCUAAUUUACCAAUAGGAAUACCAGUAUCUAUCAGUUUUAAAAAAUAUCAUUUGGAACAUCAUCGCUAUCAGGGAGAUGAAAAGCUUGAUACAGAUUUACCAACUUUAUUAGAAGCAAAAUUAUUUUGCACCACAUUUGGCAAAUUUUGUUGGAUAUGUCUGCAACCAUUUUUUUAUGCCUUCCGUCCUUUAAUAACUUAUCCAAAAGCGCCAUUAAUGCUUGAGUAUGUUAACCUAGCUAUACAAUUACUAGUUGAUGCAAUUUUAUGGUAUUUCUUUGGUGGCAGAGUAUUAAUAUAUUUAAUUGGAGGAUCACUUAUGGCAAUGGGAUUGCAUCCUGUAGCAGGUCAUUUUAUAUCAGAGCAUUAUAUGUAUAAAAAGGGAUUUGAGACUUAUAGCUAUUAUGGCCCUUUGAAUUUUAUAACAUUCAAUGUUGGGUAUCAUAAUGAGCAUCAUGAUUUUCCUGCUGUUCCUGGUUCACGAUUACCUGAAGUGAAACGAAUUGCAUCUGAAUUUUAUGACGAUCUACCUAAACAUAAUUCUUGGACAUCUGUGUUAUAUGAUUUUGUGAUGGAUCCUGAAAUCGGUCCAUACGCAAGAAUAAAACGAAAACAUAAAGGCUUGGAUUCAUAGGAUAAAUAUUGAAUUUGCCAAUAAUUAGUAUUUACAAAUACUAAAUAUACGGAUUGUAUUAUUAUUAUUACACUUAUUAUAAUGUAAGUAUGAUCAUUAUAUAAUAUUAAAUUUACCAAACUAAAUUUAAUGAUCAAAGUUACAGAAAUCAUAAAUAUUAUUUUUUAGUAAUUUAGAUUGGUUUUAAUUGAUUUAAUAAUAUCAACUAAUAUAACAAAAAUUUUUAUUUAAUCAAAAUAAUCAAAUUUUAGUAAAAAUAGAUAUAUAAUCAGUGUUCAUAAAUUUGAUGUAAAAUGUAGCAAUGAAAAAGAAUUAUAAUUAUAUUAUAUUUUCAAAUUUUUAAAAUGUAAAUAAGAUACAGAUAAGAUAUAUAAAGUAAUAUUUAUCUAAAGAAAAUGAUCAUAAGAUGAAAUGAUUUCUGAUAUAUGAUGACAUGAACAUAUUAUGUGGAUAAAUUGUGAAUAAUGUCAUUGAUAUAGCUAAAAUAAUUCAUUACUUCUUAUAUACUUAUCAGUAUUCCUAUUCUAUUUAAAAACAAAAAAAAAACAAAAUAUAUACGUUAUUAUAUAAAUAUAUUUAUGUAAGAUCAAACAGGAAUUUUAAUAUUACAAGUACCAA
Vespula pensylvanica (western yellowjacket) is the source of this 1653-nucleotide messenger RNA. RefSeq names its product sphingolipid delta(4)-desaturase DES1 (gene ifc). Gene Ontology annotation, biological process: ceramide biosynthetic process. The record is from RefSeq and is a predicted model, not a curated record. The transcript has 6 exons. Gene Ontology annotation, molecular function: sphingolipid delta-4 desaturase activity. The coding region runs from base 1 to 1035 and encodes 344 amino acids. Gene Ontology annotation, cellular component: membrane. Lineage: Eukaryota; Metazoa; Arthropoda; Insecta; Hymenoptera; Vespidae.